UCGCGAUAAUUGCAGCUCUCGCACUUCCCGUUGGCCUUGCGGGAUUGUAAACAAACGUGUGAUCGUAGUUCCACCAAGGGUUGAAUCGGACAAGCUCCUCGAGAAACCGACACGGAUCCAUGAGCUGAAAGCAUUUUCGGGAGGAAAAGCGCCGUGUCACACCGUUUUCAGCGGAAUCAGACGCGAGUGGGAGACAUCAGCUGGAUACGAGUGAUUAGCAGCUAGCGCUAGCAGGCAGCCGCUUGUGCAGUCUUUGUCGGCCCUCGUCAGGGCCUGGUCUAAUUCAGGAUGGCGUAUGUUGGGACGCAGCUGGGUGUAUCGGUCCUAGUCUUAUUCUGCACUAUGGCGCCGUCUCCUGGUCAGGCAUAUAUAUAUGCUCAUUACAGUAACAUGACCUCCAUGCUGUUUGAAGAUCUGCCCGCUCUCUUUGGCCCUCCUCUGCCAAAAGAUGGACUCAUGGGUGUGCUGGUAGAAGCGCGUCCUCAGAAUGCCUGCAUGCCUAUAGAUCCUCCUCCAGUUUCUCCCACACCCUCCGAUCCCAACAGCACUACAAAAUACAUUGUCCUCAUUCGACGCUAUGACUGUAACUUUGAUAUCAAGGUGCUCCAUGCACAGCAGGCCGGUUUCAGUGCAGCCAUAGUUCACAACAUGUACUCUAAUUCACUUCUCAGUAUGGGAUACAGCAAUGACACUAUCAUGGAGGAGAUCGAGAUUCCCUCUGUGUUCACAAGCUACUAUGCCUCUCAGAUACUGCGCAGCUUUAUCAUACCAGAGAAAGGGGAUACUUUUCGCUUUAAUUGCGUAUUUUUCUCAGGUGAUAAUUAUGAUGUCUGUGCGAUCUGCCUCGAUGAGUAUGAAGAGGGAGAUAAGCUGAGAGUGCUGCCGUGUUCACAUGCUUACCACUGCAGGUGUGUGGACCCCUGGCUCACCCAAACUAAAAAAACCUGCCCGGUGUGCAAGCAGCGUGUGACCCGUCCCAACCCAGAAUACUCCGAGUCUUCAGACUCCGAUGGAGAGUCAGGGCCGCACGAGGAAGAGGAAGGAGCGACCAGCGAGGCAGAUUCUGAGCGCACGCCUCUCCUUCGGCCCUCCAACCCCGCCUCCUCCAGCCCGCCUUCCACUUACUCCUCCACCGUAACGUCGGAGGCAGCCGUCGCCACGGUAACGACCUCCGCUCUCCACGACGAGUACCACUCGCCCAUAGAGGACUCGGAGGAAGGUACUGAUGAUGAUAGCGAUACCACAGAGCUCAUGGGACGGGGCGCAGUACUAGUCUGAGGGCUUGAUUAAAAUCACAGAGCUCAUAUUUACACCCCUUGUUUUGGCGCACUCCAUCCAUCUCGUUCUUAACUAGCUAUAGUGCGACCAACACUACACAGCAUUUGUGCAGCAGUUUCUGGCUGUAAUCACACAUUUGUGCAUGUUUCACUAAAGCUUCUUUCCCCUGAAACUUGGUCCGUGUCCAAAAAGGAGUUAACGUCUUGAAGUGAAUGAAACAAAAUGUGACCCUGGACCACAAAACCAGUCAUAAGGGUCAAUUUGUUGAA
Sinocyclocheilus rhinocerous is the source of this 1547-nucleotide messenger RNA. RefSeq names its product E3 ubiquitin-protein ligase ZNRF4-like. The record is from RefSeq and is a predicted model, not a curated record. The transcript is spliced from 9 exons. Bases 289 to 1278 code for a protein of 329 amino acids. NCBI's taxonomy places the organism in Eukaryota, Metazoa, Chordata, Actinopteri, Cypriniformes, Cyprinidae.